Akanthomyces muscarius is the source of this 942-nucleotide messenger RNA. RefSeq lists its product as uncharacterized. The record is from RefSeq and is a predicted model, not a curated record. The transcript is spliced from 2 exons. Lineage: Eukaryota; Fungi; Ascomycota; Sordariomycetes; Hypocreales; Cordycipitaceae. Gene Ontology annotation, molecular function: protein heterodimerization activity. Gene Ontology annotation, biological process: transcription initiation at RNA polymerase II promoter. Bases 1 to 942 code for a protein of 313 amino acids. Gene Ontology annotation, cellular component: transcription factor TFIID complex.
AUGCCUGAAAAACGCGACUCGCCCCCAGCGGCCGAGGAAACUGUCGCGAAGAGGCAGCGCGUUGACUGUGACGACUCUGUGAUGGAAGAUGUUCUCUCGCCAGCUACGAUGGAUGAUGCGACGGGCUCCUGUCCCUGCGAGGUUAAAUACCCAUCCACGCAGCAUUUCAAUGCGCGAUGCGGCAUCCAGCGUUCUAUAGCCCUCGCCGCGGCGCACAUUGGUUUCGAGUCCACAUCCCCUCAAGUGAUGGAGAGCUUCACGGGGCUGAUAGAAGCAUAUUUGGAGUCGAUUAUCGAGGAGACAAAGAGGCUCGCAAUCGCAUCUCGGCGCGAGCACCCGAUACCUUCCGAUUUUGAGAACAUGCUCAAGCGCUAUAAUUUACCGAUAUCAUCUUUAUUGCCACAUUUGAGGAAUCCCAUGUCAAUCGACCCUACGCCAAACUUUGUGCAGACCCAUGAUGGCCAUAAAUCGUCCGAGUUCAAACCGCUUCCGUUGCUUGGCUCUGAACUAAGUGGCCAGGCGGAUAAAGACGCGAAACCAUACAUUCCGUCGUCAUUUCCUGAUUUCCCAAGCAAACAUACAUACAAAUUUACGCCACAGGAAGAUACCAGGUCUCGUGAUUCCAAAAAAAUCCGCGAGGAAGCCGCACUAAAUGCUCAGCAAGGUGAGGAUGCCCUCAGGCGGCUGGUCCGCGCAUCAAAGAUGCGCAAGCAGAAAGAAGCCAAGACCCUCGUGGAGAGGGAUAAUCAAGGUAAGGAGCGGUUCAGAUUAUGGGAGUCAACCAUGAAACGGUUCAUGGGUGGAAACUCAAAAGACGUCGCGACGGGGCAGGUCGAGAUUGCAGAUCACAGCAUGAUUGUGAAUGGAGAUGUAGCAUUCUCCCGCAAAGAUGUUUCGCGCACAGUUCAACGGUCAGCCACUGUUCCUGGAAAGGGACCUUGA